CGACGCCACCAUCGAGUCGGGGCUGGUGCACGACUUCGAUGCCAGCCUGUCCGGCAUCGGGCAGGAGCUGGGGGCAGGAGCCUACAGCAUGAGGUUAGAGACGGAGUCAACAACAUGCCAAUCCCGGCUUCAUAGCACAGUAGUGGGUCGUUAAGGCAGAACAACACCAACUCUGUCUCCAAGUGUUAACAUUGCAGCCUCCCCCCCUGCCUGGGUGUGUUAUUCCCUUUGUGCUGGGUGUGAUGGUUUCUCUUUGUUUUGGGAUUUGGAGCAGGGCAGACACUGCAGGGUGCCACGAUCAGGGACAAAGAUUAAUUUCUCUAAACCCACACAAAAGCAAUGGAAAGACAUGUGUAAUACUGCCAUGGACAAAGAUAUCAGUUCCUCCUGUUUGUCAGCUGGGUCUGCUGCCAAAAGAUACCUAAACUUUGUGUUGCACUCAGCUCAUCUGCAGGGAAGGCCUUGUUUUGGCCUCUCAGAAGCUGGUGUUUCUGUGCACCACAGUGUGAAAGCAGAAAAUGGUCAAUUGUGUGUGAUCUGAUGGGACUUGUGUUGGUCUUCUUGACUAGGACACGCUCUAGUUUGUUGUCAUCUGCUCUCCUUGCAGCACAGGACGCACCUGAACAUCAUUUCUGAAAUGAAAGCAGGUGUUUUGUCCAACAGUUUUCUGCUGCUGAGAUCCAAGACUGAUGAUUCAUGAUGAUGAACAUUUAGUGUCUUGUGUUUUUUGCUCCUUUUGGCAUCUCUGAAGGUUCUAUGAUUUCACUUCCUAUGAAGUUUUUCUAAGAAAGUGUGACAGCCAGUUAGUCAUUGGAGCAACUCCUGAGUGUUGUAUAGCAACGCUGUGACAAAACAGAGAGUUUGUAGUUUACUUUACUCCUUCCUUGAUGUGACAUUUCUUCAUUCAAACAUCGUUUCUACUCAGAUGCAACAAGACAUUCGGCCUGUUUUGGGUUGUUUGAUAUAAAAUGCCAGCUAUGCUCCUCACUCCGUGGUAUAAUAAACACAAGUCUUGUUAUGAUGUCAGUUCCACCAUCAUAUUUGCACUGAUGUCAAACAUUCUCAAAUGAAACCCAGCUCCAGCACAGCGCUUUUCACUGUGCAGAAAGUGUACGAAACACACACAGUCCAGCAACAAAUGUUCAUCUUCAUGGUGCCAGUUUUAAACAAGCUUCGCAGCAGUACUUGAUCAUUCGCUUAAUUCAGAGACGUGACAGCUUUCUGCAUCAAUGAAAUGCUGGUUAGUCAUUACUACUUGAUGAUUGUUUCCUGCAUCUGUGUUUCUUUAAUGAUUAAAGAAGGACUUUGCUGGCACUGGAGUGGUAUUGUUGUAAACCACCUGUUCAAUUAGUAAUUCUUACUAUGUGUGCAGUGUAUUAUGUAAUAGGUGAGUGAUAUUUGUGUGACGCAGCCAAGACCUCCCAGAACAUGCAUGUGUCUUAUCAGCAGCCUUCUCAUCCAUCUGCUUUUAGCGUGCGUUUAUCUGAGUGUGACGUCGGUGUGUGCCACUCACUUAUGAGUGCAAGCAAGUUUACCAAUACUCCAGUGCUGGUAUGCGGUGAUGUGCUGGCUCUGCCGAUCUUUAAGCAGGAGGACUCCAGCCUUCCUCCUGAAAGCGAGACCAAAAAUCCCCCAUUCCAGUAUGUGCUGUGCGCCGCCACCUCGCCCGCCGUCAAGCUGCACGACGAGACGCUCACAUACCUAAACCAAGGCCAGUCUUAUGAGGUGCGUAUGUUGGACAACAGGAAGCCAGGGGAGUUACCAGAGCUCAACAACAAGAUGGUGAAGAGCACAGUGCGAGUAGUGUUUCACGACCGUCGGCUGCAGUACACAGAGCACCAGCAGCUGGAGGGCUGGAAGUGGAAUCGUCCUGGCGACCGUCUCCUUGACAUCGAUAUUCCAAUGUCAGUGGGCAUCGUGGAGCCGAAGACUCACCCCUCCCAGCUCAACGCUGCUGAGUUUCUGUGGGACAUGAACAAAAGAACUUCUGUUUUCGUGCAGGUGCACUGCAUCAGCACAGAGUUCACUCCCAGGAAGCACGGCGGAGAGAAGGGCGUCCCCUUCAGGAUCCAGAUCGACACGUUCACCCAGGGAGACAGCGGAGAGUACACAGAGCACCUCCACUCUGCCUCCUGCCAAAUCAAAGUCUUCAAGCCAAAGGGGGCGGACCGCAAGCAAAAGACUGACAGGGAGAAGAUGGAGAAACGCACACCUCAAGAGAAGGAAAAGUACCAGCCUUCUUAUGAUACCACUAUUCUGUCAGAGACGAGGCUUGAGCCCAUCAUAGAAGAUGCGGGCGACCACGAGCUGAAAAAGUCCAGCAAGCGGACACUUCCCGCUGAUUGUGGCGACUCCUUGGCCAAGAGAGGCAGUUGUUCCCCGUGGCCAGACAACGCCUACGCCAGCACCAACCAGGCAGCUACUCCCUCCUUCACCUCCACCCCGCUGUCCACCUACACCACCUCCUCAGUACUGGACAGCGACUCGUCCUCUCCCAAUCACCAGGCAGACCCUGGCAGCCAUGGCAACUCGGAGCAGUUGAGCCCCACUGCCUCCAUACAGGACACACAGAAGUGGCUGCUGAAAAAUCGCUUCAGCUCCUACACACGGCUCUUCUCUCACUUCUCAGGUUCUGAUUUGUUGAAGCUAACCCGGGACGACCUGGUCCAGAUUUGUGGGCCAGCAGAUGGGAUCAGACUCUUUAAUGCACUCAAAUCCAGGUCGGUGCGUCCCAGGUUGACGGUGUACGUCUGUCAGGAGUCGCCUCAGGAGAGCCCCCUGCUGGAGAGACACGGCACCAACGAAAACGGAGAACACAGCAUCUCCUCUAGUUUACAUGUGUAUCACGCUCUGUACCUAGAGGAGCUCACGGCUGCAGAGCUCAUCCGCAAGAUGGCGUGUGUGUGCAGCCUUCCACUGGGAAAGAUCAACCAGGUGUACAGACAGGGUCCUACAGGGAUACACAUCCUGCUGAGUGACCAGAUGGUUUACAACUUGCCUGACGAGAGCUGUUUUUUGAUCAGCACUGUCAAAGAUGAGUUGGGCGAAGGCCUCCAUCUAAUCCUGAAGUAGUGAGGAGGACAGAUGGCAUCACUAAUACUCCACCCUCUGUUUUGGAGCUGAAGCCUCCCUCUGUCCCUCUCUGCCUGCCUCUACUCUUUUCCUUCUACGUCCUCCCCGUCUCUCCAAACAGAUCGCUCGACGGAAAGCAGAGAAGACUGCGCUAAAGCCAUGUAAAUGUUAGAAUCUGACAUGGGUGUGUCCACUGUUUCAUAUUGAAAACAUUAUUAACAGAGGAGAUUAGUUAAAAGAAGGAGAGACUGGGGGAGGAUACGGGAUUAGGAGGAAAGUUAACAAUGUUCUAUGUAUUUUUUUGAUUGAUUAUUUUAUUUUAUUUUAAAUUUUUUUUUUUUUGUCUUUUUAUAUGGUUUCUGUGUGGAGAAGGGAGGGUGGAGGCUCCAGGAGAGAGGGCUGGGUGGUGUUCUGGCCGGCAGGAGAAGGAAAGAAAGCAGAGUUUCCUUAUUGCUCGUUGCCCUUCCUACACAGCGCACACAACCAGCACUAGGCCAGUAUUUGAUAACCUGUACUGCUGAACAGCAUGCGAUCUCAUACUAACUUGCUUCUAAAAGGAGAAUCCCACCUUUAUUCUGCUUGUUUAACAUUCUCGACGGGGUUGUCUUAAUUAACCAUUUAUUGAUCAGCUCAGCUUGGUAACCCCCUCCCCCCACCUGAAAUAUCCGGGCUAAAUUUGUGGAGACGGCGUCAUUUGCGGAUGUUGACGCCACGGUUUUUUAAUUUUUAAUUUUUUUUUUUCCUUGGACUUUGUCGGAUGGACUGAUUUCAUUAACUCUCGUCACGUAGCGUCGUCCUAUGUGACUUAGACUGACAGCCAUAUCUCUGUGUUGACACAACGUCCCGCUCAGCUCUCCUCACGUACGUCCUGUUUGGCCUGCGCUUUUACCGUUUUUAUUUAUGGAUCAGCUGUUUCUAUUGCUCCCAUUACUUGUUUCUGGUGCCAUAUUGGCUUUUUUUUUUGGUUGUUUGUUUAGCUCAAGCUUUUACUCACAUUUACACACACGGAGCACAUACACUUGAUCUUCACCUCCUCUGCUUUGUGCACCGACUUUGAACACCGGUUUAGAGAAGGAUGGUUCUGGGAUUUUAGCCGUAAAGAUGCAAGAAAAGAUAAAAACCUCUUAAGAUUAGCAUCUGGUGGAGCAGUAAUGCCUAUCUAAGAAAAAAAAAAACCUACUAUAAAGUGGACCAAACAGGUUUCGGAUUGAUAGGCGUUUUCUUUUGAGGCGGUCUUGAUCAUUAGAAGCAUUAAUAGAGUUGCUCAGAAGUGGAGUUGCUUGUGCGCUGAAGUAAUAAAUCCUCCAUUCCAGAUUCUGCUUUGCAAGAAACAAGCCGCCCUGCAGCAGGCUGGUGGACAUGCAUCACCUGGUUUCAGCAGUCUUACUCGGUAGACUAGAAAAACCACGGCAGCACCACAUCCAUUCUCAGAAUCUUGUGUUUUCAAUGUAGCUGAACACGGGAAGAACAGGUCACGUGGUUCGAGUGCCCUUAUCUUUGAAAAGCGACGGGACUCCUGGGAGUCGGCGUUGGUUUAGUUGACCUUUUGGUUUUGGUACACAGCGUCUGAAGUGCACAGUUUACACUUCAACGUGUCGGUGAUUCAGAAUGCGUGUGUGUGUGCAUGUGUUUUUUUUUUUGUUUUUUUUUUUGUUCCUGCAAAGAGACUUCAUUAUGUCAUAAACUUUUUUCCUGUUGGUAUGAAGAAACUGUGUUUAGCUUGCUAUUUAGUAAAGAGCAUGUGGAAGACGGCGAAAGAUGGAAUUUUUGUCAGUGAGUGUAACCCCUCCUUUUUCCAACUGUUAGAGACCAAGCCUGCACUGAAUAAAUUCACAAAAUUCAAGCUUGAUGUGUAGUCAGUAGUCCUACAGCCCCACCCUCUUCUUAUCCGCCUAACGAGAAGGAGAACAACAACAAAAAAAAAACACAAAACAAAAAAAAUCAAGAAUGUCGAGACUAAAGAGCGUCUGUGUUUUUGUCUCACCACGCGCCAGAGCCGGGACUGUAGCUCUUGUGGUGUUUACGAGGACAUGAGUACCACAGCACAGAAAACUGUGUCCAUCAACUCAGAAAUUAGCGAGAACGGAGCGGACGCGAUACCGAGUCGAGCUAACUCGUUCUGGUCCGCUACAGGCCUGACCGACCUGCGUGUCUGUCUGUGAUUGUGUGUGAGAGUGCGAGCAGGAGAGGUGACCACUGUUAAUGUACAGCCUAAUGUCGAUGAUGAUGCUUCUCAUGUGCACAGUAUCAUAUGCUGGAGAUGUACACAACCACAUGUGCUGGGAAUAAAUGAUUUCAUAACUUUC
Messenger RNA from Stegastes partitus (bicolor damselfish), 5378 nucleotides. RefSeq names its product upstream binding protein 1 (gene ubp1). The transcript is spliced from 16 exons. Gene Ontology annotation, biological process: regulation of transcription by RNA polymerase II. NCBI's taxonomy places the organism in Eukaryota, Metazoa, Chordata, Actinopteri, Pomacentridae. The record is from RefSeq and is a predicted model, not a curated record. Gene Ontology annotation, molecular function: RNA polymerase II cis-regulatory region sequence-specific DNA binding; DNA-binding transcription activator activity, RNA polymerase II-specific. Gene Ontology annotation, cellular component: nucleus. Bases 1429 to 3072 code for a protein of 547 amino acids.